This is a messenger RNA of Vairimorpha ceranae, 468 nucleotides long. Its product is annotated as vacuolar atp synthase 16 kda proteolipid subunit 2. The record is from RefSeq and is a predicted model, not a curated record. The coding region runs from base 1 to 468 and encodes 155 amino acids. Lineage: Eukaryota; Fungi; Microsporidia; Nosematidae. The transcript has a single exon.
AUGGAUUCUUAUCAAGAAAGUAUUCCUUUUUUACUAAUUACUGUAGGUUUAAUAUCUUUAAUAAGUCUUACUGCAUAUGGAUCAUGUUACGGCAUGACGCUAGCCGCCACUGCUUCUUCACUUUAUUCUCAAAAGAAACAGGUAUUAACUUAUUCUUACAUAGCCACAAUAAUGUCAUCCUCAAUCUUUUUUCAAGCAUUUAUUCUAGUAAUGAUUAUAGUUAGUAGAAUAGAUAAAGAUUACUCUCUUGGUGUAGCUGCUGCUCAUACAGUAUCUUCACUUUUACUAGGAGGAACUGGAUAUGCUGUAGGUAUACUUAUGGGAAAUAUAAGUAAGGAUGGUUUUUGUAAACUUUACAAACAACCAAAAUUUAGUAUUAGUUUUGUAUUACUUUAUGCUACAGCUGAGGUUAUUUUGUUGUUUGCAUUUAUGGGAUCUUUAACGUUGAUUUAUAGCGGGCUUAAAUAA